This is a messenger RNA of Phlebotomus argentipes, 3415 nucleotides long. RefSeq names its product Krueppel-like factor 1. Bases 699 to 1370 code for a protein of 223 amino acids. Gene Ontology annotation, biological process: regulation of transcription by RNA polymerase II. The record is from RefSeq and is a predicted model, not a curated record. Lineage: Eukaryota; Metazoa; Arthropoda; Insecta; Diptera; Psychodidae. Gene Ontology annotation, molecular function: DNA-binding transcription factor activity, RNA polymerase II-specific; RNA polymerase II cis-regulatory region sequence-specific DNA binding. The transcript is spliced from 6 exons.
GAGCUGUCCGAUGAGACGGGAACACGUAUUCUCCGAUCUGCGAUCCUCCUGUUGAGUGUGACUGCCUUGGACUCACAGUGUGUCUCCUUCGUUUAUGUCUCUCUCGCCUCUCCUGACUCCUGCCCGAGGACCAAAAGCCGCCACGGGAAGCACAGCGUGCGCGCGGGCGAAACGGCGUGCCGAAAGUCGUGCGACAAUUCAACGGUCAUCAGCGAUUCAGCGUCAAUGAUCACAUCCGCGAGACGAUGUUGGACAGAAUUUUGUAAUAUUGUGGAGCAAAUAGGUGAUGUGACAACAUGUGUUGACAAAUGAGACAGUGAAGCUGUGUGUUGGUCACUUUCCAUUUUUGGAGAUAAAAGCGUCGAUCUGGUGAUAAAACGAAAAGAAAGAGAGCCAAUGCAAUUUCCCAUGUGACAGACGAAAUAUAGUGUGAGCAAGUACAACAUUCCCUCCAAGUUAUGUAGAUUAAGUGACACUCUCGUGACUGCUUCCGGUCCCGCCAGAAAUCCCGCCAAUGUGGCCAGUAUUUUCCAAGAUUUAACACUCUCCUCUCGCAUCCUUUUGAGUGACUGUUGAGCAAUCAGCCAGUUUCAGUGCUACCGACAAAGAGAGAGAGAGAGAGAUAAGAGAUUGCAAUUGUGAGGUGAGGGAGACGCCAGGAAAGGUGACAUCGCCGACAGCUCGACGGUUACAAUUUAAUGGUUUUCAUGAAUGGACUCGGCCCAGACCCUCUGCCAGCCAAAGAGGCAGAGGGCCCUCCAGUUCAGCUAGAACCCGUGGAUCUCAGUUUGCGAUCACCUCGUGAUACUCCCACGCGAAGCAACAACCUGAAACGACCACCCCCACCGUUGAUGUUGGCACCGCACUUGCUAGGAACAAAAAGACCAAAAGACAUUCUCUCAUCACGAAAGUACCUUAACUCCACCCUGACUGGUGUCAGUGGGAUUUCCAACAAUAACAACAGCAGCAGCAACAACAACAACAUCACCUUUCCCAAUUGCGUGACGGAGGGCGAGCACUCGGCGCCGCUCAGUGGGAUCUUGCUGCGCGGCGAGGGCAAUCUGCGUCUGCACGGUGGCCACAGUGCGCGAGUGGACUUUGGGAAGAGCAAGAAGAUCCACAAGUGCGAUGCGGACGGAUGCGACAAGGUGUACACCAAGAGUUCCCACCUCAAGGCGCACAAGAGAACGCACACAGGUGAGAAGCCGUACGUGUGCACGUGGGAGGGGUGCGUGUGGCGCUUCGCCCGGUCUGACGAACUCACGCGCCACUACCGGAAGCACACGGGUCUGCGGCCGUUCUGCUGCAAGAUGUGCACGCGCUCCUUCAGCCGCUCUGACCACCUCGCGCUCCACAUGCGGCGCCACUAGCCAGAAUCCCAGCCGCAGAAGCUGUCUUGCCACCGUUGACUCCCCUCGCUGUCUUCACGCUCUUUGCUGCAAAUGACUGCCGGCCAAUUUGUCUGCUGCGACUCUGUGUGUCACUGCGGAGAUGCGAUGCCGAGCAGAUAAGCGUGUGAUUUGCAGGAAGUGCCAUUCCAACGUCAUGGGUUGUCCAAGAGCCAGUUACGCACGCAAUAAUCCCAAUUUGCAUUGUCUGAGCAAAAGGGGAGACGGUAGAUUUUGUGGUAGAUGCUUUUCUGAUGAAUAUGUUUCUUCUUCUGUCAAUUUACUUAACGGUUGCAUGGGCAUUAAUUAUUAAAUUAUUAUGUUUUGUACAUUUUUGAACGCGGAGAAGGACAGACAAACACACUCACAAAUUACACCAACAGCCACAGAAUCCACAAUUGAUCGCUGGAGUGAUGAUGAAAAUUAAUAAUAUAUUCGUAAUAUUUAAGCCAGUUUAUGGGGCCAGUAAUGAAUUGUACAAUAAAUUAUUUAUUCUAGAAGAAUGAAGCGGAGAAAGAGUGAAAGAGAGACAGAGUGAGAGACGAGAAUACAUUCUGUAAUAAUGAUAGUAAUUUUUGUAUCCAGUGAAAUAUGGUCAGUUUUUUUUACUACACAAAAAAGAGUUAAGUUUAGAUUAUUUUUUUUUGUAAAAUUGUAAGACCUACAUUUUCCACAAUUUUAGUAUGUAAGUUUUAUAGCCCAGAAAUACUAGUUGCAAUAUUUUUUUUUCAUUCCAUCUAAUGGUUAGUUUAGAGAUUCUAUUUAAUUUUAUAACACCGUAUUAGGCGUAAUUAUUAAUUAUUUCCCAAUUGGAGAAGCAAUAAAAGUGUCCAAUUAAUUCAAGUGAAGCAUUAUGAGGUAGUACUUGAAUGUAAGAUCUGUAAUAUUGAAUCUGUUGUGCGCGAUUUUCCCUCUCAGAUAAAGAGAGUGGCGAACAUUUGAGAAUUGGGAGGAAAAACAGCGACAAAUUGACGGAAAACGCUGUGGAUUUUUUUUCUUUGAUACAUUGCAAUAAAUCUCACUAGAUAGUAAUGAGGAGAAUAGUUAAAAUAUGAAAUAUAUUUCAAUUAUGUGCAGUUCGAUUUAUGGGUAAAACGUCCUCGAGUUGAACACAUUAAUAAUCCCCAAUUAAGACAUUAAAAGACGUUACGAUUUUAUAUCCCUCCUGCCUUUUAGAGAGAGAGUGAGAGAGAGAGAGAAAAAAACAGAGAAAAGAAGUAUAACGUGUUAUAUGGAGAAUAGAUAAGGUAUAAAAAAGAAUGGUGCUAAUUGAUAUAUUCCCAAUGAAAAGCAUUAAUGAUAAAUUCCCUUCUAUUUCUUUUUCGAUAUUCUUCUUUUGAACCGUUUUAUCGUUUGGUACAAUGUAAAUAAGACCCGAUAUGAAUACUUUUUAAAGCUGUCUUGUGAUAUUUUUAAAACUAAUUAAUUACUCCGAUGAAAAUUCAAUGGAUAAAUUUCAGUGUUUCUGAGGCAAAGAAGAAAAAAAAAACAAGCAAGAUUAAAGAGAGGUGAUUAGAGUGAGUGAGAGAGAGCUUUUGGAAAGCUCUUCAGAUGAGAUAAAUUAAUCUAAUUAAGGCGAACUCACGUCUCAAUUUGGAGGAUCAUUUUUUAUAGUUGUGCAGUCAACGCACUUAAAAAACAAUCAUCUCAAUAUUCCUUUUGCAAUUAUUUGAUCUGCGUGGUGAUUUUUGAGUGCUCCCGUAAGCAAUUACCCACGGAUAAUCUUGUGUAGAUGAGAAAAAAGAGCAUCAAAUGUUGGGCGAGGAAAAAAAAGAGACAAACAGAGAGAUUGAUUGAUUUUCCCCCAGAGUGAGAGAAAUCUCCACUGAAACGAAUAAUUAAUUGUAUCGUUAAGUAAUAAUUCACACACACAAAAUCGAGAUUAUAGGUAACAAGUGUAAUGAUUUUUUAAUAUCUUCUCCAAUGUAUUUUUACUACGUGUAUUUUGUCCUUGUAAAUUGAUAUUAUUUUUUUGUCGUAUUCAGAAAUCUCUUGUACAAUGUUGAUUUUACAAUAUAAUCUGAUAU